Molecule: messenger RNA, 768 nt
Organism: Penicillium antarcticum
Lineage: Eukaryota; Fungi; Ascomycota; Eurotiomycetes; Eurotiales; Aspergillaceae
Exons: 5
Coding region: 1-768 (255 amino acids)
Molecular function (GO): oxidoreductase activity
Source: RefSeq, a predicted model, not a curated record
AUGACCUCGGCCUUCAUCGUAUUCAUGUUGCUCUCUUGCGUUGUAUGCGCUUGGGGCGACCCCCACGCAACUAGACACGGGUUGCUACACUCUCCAAUUCACCUUGAAUAUGCGACAGAGUUUCAGCCACUUGUGGUAGCUGAGGCUUUGGCUUCAACCGCCAUCUACCACUCGGCUUUUGCGGAGAUUCUGAGAUUGGUGGCGCGAAACUCGCGCGUAUCCUAUCCCGAGGGGCUGCUUGAGCUCCAACUUGAAAUAUUUACCAACUACAAGCUGAGACAAGCAAUGGACUACACGCAUGGAGACUUUCAGGUUAGGGAUAGCCUUCUUGCCAAUGCACGCGAUGACUUUGUGCGCGUGAUGGGUUCGUGGAAGGUGGCUUCUGAUAAGCUGAAGGAGAAGACUGCCACCACUCGCUCUAUCUGGAUAGAAGCCAAUUUUCAGCGUGCCUGUGAGUAUGAGGGUGAUGGCCAUCUUGCCAAACAGAUCCGCGCAGUGGCCACUGCUCAAAUCACCAAGCCUUUCGUUCAGCAUGCAUCAUUUCCACUCACGACCGAGCAGUUCCUGACAUUGGCCCGUACGAUUAUUGACUCGACCAAGCAAUUCAACCAAGAAUCAGCUGCACAACAGACAAUGAUAUGCAAGAGAUAUGCUUAUCCCCGCAUGGUGUCAGUGAAAAUCCAACCAAUGACAGCUCCAUGGCCGCAACAUGUUGGAUUUAGUGAGGCUUGGUUCCAUGUGCCAAAUAGAAUGAAGUCGCAGCUGUGA